ACUUAAAUAAUUCAACAGGCUUUCUUAUGGGACUUUUAAUUUUAACUUUUCUUAUCGGCUUUUCCGCUAAUGCUUCAUAUCCCCAUGAUCGCACAUUCUUAUAUUCAUCAUCAUAUGACAAUACUGUUGGAACUUUAAAUUUACCGGAACAAUCCGGCCAAUCACAAUUAACGUGCACAUCUUUGUUUGCCGUAUGUGCAUAUCCAAACCCAGAAUGCGUGGUUCCAAAUUCUAAAUUUUAUUGUGAAAAAUUUAUCAGUCAAAUAAUAACAAAAUAGACAUAAAUAAAUAUAUUCUUACCAAUACCAACAACAACACAACAAUUAUACAUGUUUUAUCAGUAGAAUGAUUUUAU
Rhizophagus irregularis DAOM 181602=DAOM 197198 is the source of this 355-nucleotide messenger RNA. The record is from RefSeq and is a predicted model, not a curated record. NCBI's taxonomy places the organism in Eukaryota, Fungi, Glomeromycota, Glomeromycetes, Glomerales, Glomeraceae.